Messenger RNA from Mesitornis unicolor (brown roatelo), 696 nucleotides. RefSeq names its product nuclear receptor subfamily 4 group A member 2-like. NCBI's taxonomy places the organism in Eukaryota, Metazoa, Chordata, Aves, Mesitornithiformes, Mesitornithidae. Gene Ontology annotation, biological process: dopaminergic neuron differentiation; central nervous system neuron differentiation; cellular response to corticotropin-releasing hormone stimulus. Gene Ontology annotation, cellular component: nucleus; transcription regulator complex. The transcript is spliced from 2 exons. Gene Ontology annotation, molecular function: RNA polymerase II cis-regulatory region sequence-specific DNA binding; nuclear glucocorticoid receptor binding; nuclear receptor activity. The record is from RefSeq and is a predicted model, not a curated record. The annotation marks the transcript as partial.
AUGCCCUGUGUUCAGGCUCAGUAUGGGUCCUCGCCUCAAGGAGCCAGCCCGGCCUCCCAGAGCUACAGCUACCACUCCUCGGGAGAGUACAGCUCCGACUUCCUGACGCCAGAGUUCGUCAAGUUUAGCAUGGACCUCACCAACACUGAAAUCACUGCCACCACUUCUCUUCCCAGCUUCAGUACCUUUAUGGACAACUACAACACCAGCUACGACGUCAAGCCACCUUGCUUGUACCAAAUGCCCCUGUCCGGACAGCAGUCCUCCAUUAAGGUGGAAGACAUUCAGAUGCACGGCUACCAGCACCACGGCCACCUGCCCCCCCAGUCCGAGGAGAUGAUGUCCCACUCGGGCUCCGUCUACUACAAGCCCUCGUCGCCCCCGACCCCCUCCACGCCUGGCUUCCCGGUGCAGCACGGCCCUGUGUGGGACGACCCUGGCUCCCUGCACAACUUCCACCCCAACUACGUGGCCACCACGCACCCGGCUGGGGCCCACCAUGCCGUGGACGGGCAGGCCUUCGCCGUGCCCAACCCCAUCCGCAAGCAGCCCUCCAUGGCCUUUCCGGGGCUGCAGCUGGGCCACGCUCCACAGCUGCUGGACAGCCAGGUGCCCUCGCCGCCCUCCCGGGGGUCCCCCUCCAACGAGGGGCUCUGCGCCGUCUGUGGGGACAAUGCCGCCUGCCAGCACUACGGC